Molecule: messenger RNA, 1902 nt
Organism: Dipodomys spectabilis (banner-tailed kangaroo rat)
Lineage: Eukaryota; Metazoa; Chordata; Mammalia; Rodentia; Heteromyidae
Gene: Rnf207
Product: ring finger protein 207
Exons: 18
Biological process (GO): regulation of cardiac muscle contraction; regulation of heart looping
Cellular component (GO): perinuclear region of cytoplasm
Molecular function (GO): Hsp70 protein binding; transmembrane transporter binding; zinc ion binding
Source: RefSeq, a predicted model, not a curated record
AUGUCGGGGGCCAUCUUCGCGCCCCCCGAGGGCGCGGGCGCCCCGCUGGCCUGCCCGCUGUGCCGCGCGCGGUACGAGCGCCCCUGCCUGCUGGACUGCUUCCACCACGCCUGCGCCGCCUGCCUGCGCGGCCGGGCCCGCGAGGGCCGCCUGGCCUGCCCGCUGUGCCAGCACCAGACCCUGGUGAAGGGUCCCGGUGGGCUCCCACCCGUGGACCAGCUGCUGCAGUUCCUGGUGGACAGCUCCAGAGACCGCAUGGAGGUGGUGAACUGUGUCAACUGUGGCCUGGAGUGCAGCAAGGAGGACGCUGAGACCACGUACUUCUGUAACACCUGCGGGCAGCCGCUGUGUGCUCACUGCCGUGAAGAGACGCACAGGGCACGCAUGUUUGAGAGCCACAACAUCGUGGCCCUGGGCCAGAGAAGCCACGAUGUCAUCCAGAAGUGCUCUCUUCACGGGGAGCCUUUCAUCCUGUUCUCCAUGGACAAGAAGUCUUUGUUGUGCAUCCGUUGCUUCCGGGACCUGCAGGGGGAGAGCCGGGCCCACUGCAUGGACCUGGAAUCCGCUUACCUGCAGGGCUGCGAGCGGCUAGAGCAGGCAGUCAUGGUGAGCGCAGCGGUGAAGGCCCUGCAGAAGGCCACUCGGGAGGCCAUGGAGCUGCUGCAGGCCAUGGUGGAGGAGGUGCGUCGUAGCGCUUCCGAGGAGGAAGCAGCUAUCCACACCCUCUUCAGCAGCUUGCAGGACAAAUUGGCAGAGAGAAAAGCUUUGCUACUACAGGCUGUGCAGAGCCAAUACGAAGAGAAAGACAAGGCUUUCAAGGACCAGCUCUCCCGCCUAGCUGCCUUGCUGCCCACCCUGCAAGUUCACCUGGUUAUCUGCUCCUCCUUCCUCAGCCUGGCCAACAAGGCUGAAUUCCUGGACCUGGGCUAUGAGCUGAUGGAGAGGCUGCAGGGCAUCGUGGCGCGGCCGCACCGUCUACGGCCAGCUCAAAGCAGCAAGAUCGCCAGCGACCACCGCGCCGAGUUCGCGCGCUGCCUGGAGCCGCUGCUGCCGCGCACGUGAGCGGGGCGUCGGGGCGCCGGGCUCCGGGCUGCGGGGCGGGGCGGCUCGAGCCCGGGGCUGGCCGGGGGCUCCGGACGCCAGGCGCUGCGGGGGCCCCCAGGGUCGCCGGUCCCGAAACCCUCGCCGCACCGAGCCGUCAGCACCCAGGUGCUGCUGGCCGAGGGCGCGGACACGCCCUUCACCGAGCACUGUCGGCGCUACGAAGAGUCCUACCGGGCGCUGCAGGGGGAGGUGCAGAGCCUGAAGGAUCAGGUGCAGGAGCUGCACCGCGACCUCACCAAGGCCGAGAUCAUGGGGGACAGCCUGCGCAGGUCCCUGCAGCUGGACGCGCAGAUCGCCUCCGAGUUCGCCUCCGUGGAGGGCACGAGAGCUGUCUUCCAGGAGAUUUGGGAAGAAUCCUACCAUCACGUGGCUAAGGAGCAGGAGAUUUAUGAAGCCCAGCUCCAUGACCUUCUCCAGCUGAAGCAGGAGAAUGCCUACCUGACCACCAUCACCAAGCAGAUCACGCCCUAUGUUCGUUCCAUCGCCAAGGUGAAGGAGCGGCUGGAGCCCAGGUUCCAGGCACCUGUAGACAAGCAGUCAGAGCACCUGCAGGACGCAUAUGAUGACAGCAGGAACACUGAGGUGCUGGCCAGGAGUGAUCCAGUAAGUAUCACAGAUGAGAGAGGGGCAUCUGAACUUAAAGCCAACAGCAGGGCCCUGAGUGGCUUCUCAGACCUGACACCCACCAUGGAGAGCACCCAGCCCCACCCUGACUUAGUACGCUGGGCCUUCACCAGCCUGCUUCACUUUUGUCUGUGCUCCUAUGGCACCAAGAGAGUGACACAGUCGCCCGAGUGA